ACACAGUAUUGGCUAGUUGAUUUUACGAACGUUCCAUGAUUGUCAGACGUCACUGGUGGGCGAUGGUAUUUCCGGUCUAACGCUACGUUAGGUUCAUCGACGACGCCGGUAACUGUCAGGUUAAGACUAGGACCAGAUAAACAUGGCUUUCUACACCAGAUCCCUUCAACAUCUGCCAAGGAUAACGAUAAAUGACGUACACCGAAUAAUUCAGGCGUCAUCAUCGGCUCCCAAGAGCAAGAGGGAAAAGGGUUUCAAGAUAUACGUCUCUUCAUUCAUUGACAAUUAUGAAGACUGGACUAUAUUACGGAUGUAAAAUGAUGACGGGUUAUCUUGCUGCACAAGGAGUUUGUGCAUCAGAGGUUCGAGUGGGCCGGACAUUGGCACAGAUGCAUGAACCUUAUCAUCAAGCUCGAUGCCAGAAACGCUGUACUUUCCCAUGGGAUGUGGGAUCAGGUCAGAGUGGACCAUGGUAGAGAGUUUUAUCUAACCCUCUUCAUGCAUGACAUCUUGGCAGAAUACAGGCAUAACCAGCAACGACUGCCUUACCUCCAGACAACAUCAACUAAGAACCACACCGUAGAGAGAAUAUGGCCUGAAGUCAAUAAGCGGGUCAAUUUUCCAAUCAAGACUGCACUCAUUCAAAUGAUUGACCAGGAGACUUUGGAUAUGGAGGAUGGGUUGACCAGAUACUGUGUAUCCAAUCUCACAUGUGAGAUCAGCCAGAUUGGGGUACAGAGAUUUGUUCAGGCAUGGAAUAGCCAUAAUAUUCUAGGCAAAGGCAUUCCCAAUCUGCUGGCCAGAGAUGGCUGCGCGGCAAGGAUUUCAGAGCCACUGCUGCCGAGGGCCUCAGAAGCUGCCGAGCUAUACAGAGAGGAGAUGGGAAACAGUUUGACCACUCCAUCAGCAUUUGGUAUUGACCCAUUUCAGUCUGAAGAGAACAAAAUUAGGGCAGAGACAGAGUUUAAUUCACUUUAUUUUGACCUUGGAAAUGUAUUUAACUACACUGUAAAUGAGCAUUACAGGUCAUACCAAGACUGUGUAACUGACCUAAUUAACAUUGCAAGAAGAUGUGCAUAGAACUGCUUUAUAUUGUACCUCUAACAUGACUAGCAAAACAUUUCUUGUCGUGUAUUAACUUUUUUGGCUUCUUGUAGCAUGAAAUGUAAACACUAUUAAGAGAACAAUACAAUUAUAUUAACUCUUUCCCCGCCAAACACAGAAUUUUCCGGGUAUCCGUGUUUUAGGUGGUAUACGGUAAGGAAGACCCGCGCGCAUGUUUUGAAAGAGUACGCAACUCUUUGAUCAAAGAAACAGACUGCGAUCGUCUCAAACGUGAAGUGGAACACCAUACUAAUACUAAAGCACUUGUUUGAUAAAAAUGCCUUUUUCUCAGCUUUUUGUCCGAAAUGUUGUUUUUGACAAAACCUACCUCUGUUCAAGUGGCAAUAAAAAAAGAACAAAUGAAGAUAAAAUAAAAUCAUUUUUUUUGCCUAAAAGCAGAGGCUCAGAUCUUUAUUUUGAUAUAUAGCAUCUUCAUGGAAGAAAAUAUUCUGCGGGCCAUUAAAGUUUAGCGAAAAUCGUCAAAAACCCUGGCGGUGGCUGGCAACUUUUUUUAAAAACGCUGGCGGGGAAAGAGUUAAGAGUUAUAAUAACAACUGAAUAAAAAUAAAUAAAAAAAAACUUUUUAACUUCUGGUAGCAUUCGAACAUGCACUCUACCACAGCAGCAAUCUUAAACACAACUGAACUGCUCUUCUAUGGCCCUAAUUACAUUGAACACUUCAGAGAGGCCAGCUACAGCCACCAGGGAUUGCCCUGUAAUUGCAGACCGACAUUUUACGCAUCCUUGACCCUCCUGAAGUAUAACGUCGACACAUUGUCGACAACCAAUCAAACUUCGACAGCAACGUG
Xyrauchen texanus (razorback sucker) is the source of this 1913-nucleotide messenger RNA. RefSeq lists its product as uncharacterized. Lineage: Eukaryota; Metazoa; Chordata; Actinopteri; Cypriniformes; Catostomidae. The coding region runs from base 394 to 1080 and encodes 228 amino acids. The transcript is spliced from 5 exons. The record is from RefSeq and is a predicted model, not a curated record.